AAACCAGGCUUAUCAAUCUGCAUUGCAGCUCCAAAAAUGGCCACUCCUUCAUUACUAAUCCCCCUUUUCUCACUAUUCCUUCUUAUAUAUCCAUUUUCUUUUGCCCAGCAGCCUCCUAACCCGAAAGCUUUCGUCUUUCCUGUCCGGAAAGAUGACGGUGCGACGAACCAGUACUACACGACCGUUACAAUCGGGUCGAACGCCACCACAUUCAGCGCCGUAAUCGACCUCGGCGGCAAAAUGAUGUACUUCAACUCCCUCGACUAUUUCAACGCGGCCUCGACGUACCGUCCCAUACUCUGCGGCACUCGCCAAUGCCGCAUCGCCAACGGCGUCGGCUGCAUUUUCUGCUUCUUGUCGCCGCCUGUCCCCGGCUGCACCAACAACACGUGCUCCGACUACGCCCUCAACCCCUUCACCGGCACUCAGGGCUACGCCGGCCUCGGACAGGACACGCUGCAUGUGUACUCGACGCGCGGCGAUCGAUACCGCGUCGACGGCUUCCCAUUCCAAUUUUCCGACCCCGUCCUCCGGGAAGGCCUGGCGGCUCCGACCGCCGGCCUGAUCGGGCUCGGCCGGACGAAAAUCGCGCUGCAGGCCCAGCUCGCCUCGGCUUUUAAAAUCCGCGAGAAGAUCGCGCUCUGCAUGCCGUCGUCGGGCAGCGUCGGGAGCAUGAUCAUCGGCGAGACCGACUACGCCAUGCCGUUUCGGGCGAUUGCGAGUUCGCUCUACACCACUCCUUUAGUGAAGAACCCGGUUAGCACCGAUAUGAACGAGGUGAUCGGGAAUCUGACGGUCGAGUAUUUUAUCGGUGUCAAAUCGAUCAAAGUCGGAAACAGGGCGCUCAAUCUGAACAAGACUCUGCUUUCGAUAAACAGGGAGACGGGCGCCGGCGGGACGGGAAUCCGGACGGUGAGGGCUUAUACGAGGCUGCAUCGAUCGAUUUACGACGCUCUGAUCAGAGAGUUUGUGAAUUCUGCGACGGCGAAGAAUAUCAGAAGAGUGGCGUCGGUUGCGCCAUUCGGAGCUUGCUUUGACUCUAGCUCGAUCGGAAGCUCUGCGACAGGACUCAAUGUGCCGGAAAUCGAUUUUGUUCUGCAGAAUGACGUCUACUGGAGGUUUUAUGGGGCAAACUCUAUGGUUAGAGUGAGUGAUGGUGUAAUGUGCCUGGCUUUCGUCGACGGAACACCGAAUCUGACGGGUCCGACGACGUCGAUCGUUGUCGGAGGCUAUCAGAUGGAGAAUCAUCUGUUGGAGUUUGACGUCGCAUCUUCGAAGCUCCGGUUUAGCUCGUCACUGCUACUCCGCGGCACGAGCUGUUCUCAGUUCAGAGCCGCCUGAACUGAACUGAGGAUAUAAUAUAUGAUAUGAUAUGAUACGAUACAAUUAAGUUUGUUUGUUGUAACAUUGGAUGUGCAAGAAUAAAGGGACUAGUGUUUUGUUGUGCUAAUAAAAGGAUUGAACUAAUGUAUUCAAGAGUUUCAUUU
Molecule: messenger RNA, 1487 nt
Organism: Andrographis paniculata
Lineage: Eukaryota; Viridiplantae; Streptophyta; Magnoliopsida; Lamiales; Acanthaceae
Product: probable aspartic proteinase GIP2
Exons: 1
Coding region: 37-1341 (434 amino acids)
Biological process (GO): proteolysis
Molecular function (GO): aspartic-type endopeptidase activity
Source: RefSeq, a predicted model, not a curated record